AUGGCUAGCCUUGACGAGAAGCGCAAGAAAGAUGAAGAGCAAAGUCUCCUCGGUGACUCGCUAGAGCCAGAGUACCACGACGUGCAAUUUCUUCAAGGGAAAAUGCGUCUUCGCGUCAUCCGGCGCUUGGCGCUGCUCCUGACUCUAGUCCUGCUUGCGGCCGGGUAUGCUCUCAUCGGGUGUCUUGAAGACUCCUACGGGGCCGCCAUGAAAGAUGAGGACUCCACAGCGUUCUUCGCAUCAGACGAAUCGCCGGGUCAUGCCAAUCGGGCCACGCACCCGUGUGACACUGUCAAUGGCGGCUACCAAUGCUUCUCUGAGCUGCCACAUCGCUGGGGUCAAUAUUCCCCCUUUUAUUCGCUCGCCCACGAAGGCGUGUCGAACGAAGUGCCCCAAGAGUGCAAGCUCACAUUUGUCCAAGUCUUGUCUCGCCAUGGUGCGCGAUACCCAACGGCAUCGAAGGGCAAAAAGUAUACAUCGCUCAUCCAGGCCAUCCAGGCCAAUGCGACGGCUUAUCGCGGCCAAACUGGAUUCUUGCACUCGUAUAACUACACUCUGGGGAGCGAUGACCUCACGAGCUUUGGCCAGGAUGAGAUGGUCAAUUCGGGCAUCAAAUUCUAUCAGCGCUACGCUAGCUUGACCCGAAACCAUGUCCCUUUCAUUCGAUCGUCCGACUCUUCGCGGGUCGUCGCGUCAGGGGAACUGUUCAUUCGAGGAUACGAAGACUCCAAAUUGCAAGACUCAGCCGCAGACCACGAUCAAGCCACUGCCGCUAUCAGCGUGCUGAUCUCCGAGGAGCCCGGCGCUAACAACACCCUCAACCACAACACGUGCGCAGCCUUUGAAGCCAACAAACGUGGAGACCAAGCUUCAAGCCAAUAUGCCGCGCUCAUUGCUCCCCCCAUCGCCAAACGCCUCCAACACUCUCUUCCCGGAGUCCGCCUCAGCGACAACGACGUGAUCAGCCUCAUGGACAUGUGCCCAUAUGACACAAUCGCAUCCACCAAGGACGCAACCCACCUCUCCCCAUUCUGCUCCCUCUUCACCGAAGCCGAAUGGUCCCAGUACAAUUACCUCCAAUCCCUGGGUAAAUACUACGGCUACGGCGCCGGCAACCCGCUCGGUCCCACCCAAGGCGUCGGCUUCAUCAACGAACUCAUCGCCCGCAUGACCCAGACCCCCGUCAACGACCAUACCACCAUCAACCGCACCCUGGACGCCCCCGGCGCAGACACAUUCCCCGUCGACCGCGCCAUCUACGCAGACUUCACCCAUGACAACGGCAUGAUCCCCAUCUUCUUCGCCAUGGGCCUGUAUAACGGCUCGGUGCCGUUGCCUUUGGACCGAAUCGUGUCUGCGGCCGAGGCAGAUGGGUAUUCUGCGUCUUGGGCGGUGCCCUUUGCGGCGCGCGCGUAUGUCGAGAUGAUGCUUUGUGGACGGGAGACGGAGCCGCUGGUGCGGGUCUUGGUGAAUGAUCGCGUGGCGCCAUUGAAAGGGUGCCAGGUUGAUCGAUUGGGACGGUGUAGGAGGGAUGACUUUGUGAAUGCGUUGAGCUUUGCUCGUGAUGGGGGAGAAUGGUCAAGCUGUGCCGUGACUUCAAAUUGA
This is a messenger RNA of Penicillium diatomitis, 1605 nucleotides long. Its product is annotated as histidine phosphatase family protein. The coding region runs from base 1 to 1605 and encodes 534 amino acids. Gene Ontology annotation, molecular function: acid phosphatase activity. The record is from RefSeq and is a predicted model, not a curated record. Lineage: Eukaryota; Fungi; Ascomycota; Eurotiomycetes; Eurotiales; Aspergillaceae. The transcript has a single exon.